AUGGCGCUCCUCAUUCUCCUAUUUACGGCAGCGUGUGCAUUCGGAGCGGACGACGGUGAGUGUGUGUUUUAGGGAACAAUGAACUCCGGUCUCUCUGUCUCCUCAAAAUACUUAGUUUGCUCAUCGCGACAAGCAGUGUUAAACCAUAUUAUGGAAACAAAAUAUGAUUGCUCUGAAUAGUUACUGUCUUGUUGCAUUGCAAGGAGACAUAUUAAACGAUCCGAUUGUUUAAAAUGGUUAACCUAAUCGGAACUUACCUCGGGGUGUAGAUAGCCCUUACGAGACGCUUGUCUUCUAGUCGCCAUUCGAGAAGUAAAACAUCUGAUUGGAUCAAUUGAAAUGUCUAAAAGUUACUCAUCGCCGUUUUUAUAACUUUAUGCUCUAGCUGUCUCGGAUAUAUGCCGCAUGCAGUUCGAGAUCGGUACUUGCGACUCAUUUGACGGGAGAUAUGCAUACGAUCCUAAGAUCGGCAAAUGCAAGGAAUACAUAUAUAGCGGUUGCGGCGGAAAUGCAAACAAUUUUCCAACAGAAGAAGAAUGUGAAAAAGCAACCAGAGUAUGCCGAGAGAGAGGUAAGCCAAACAAGUAUUUCAUACUUCAUUCAUGUCUGCCAUCACGCUAGCCUUAAAACAGUCGAUCACUUGAUGGCAUAAUGCUGAUCGGUAAGGCAUGGAUAAGUUCACUGUGCAAUGAUUCACAGGUAUUAGUUAAAAACCCAGACACGCGUGUUUCGCGGAUCUUAUGUAGCUGCCUGACCCAGCUGCAAGGGGUUCGGCCCGUCAAUGGGUCUCCCAGCUUCCCCCGUGUGCUUUCCGGUAUAUGAACUUCAGUUUCAACUUGCCUUGUUUAAUUUCCGAGGAAAUUAAUGCGCAAACUGGAGUCAAUUUUUCGAAACGGGCCUUUUCAGGCACGCUCCAAAGUUGGAUAUUAAUAUUUUAGCUGAAAUCCUUCAGCUACUGCAGAAUAACCGCUUAAUAUUCACAAACCGCCAACAGGCAGCCAGUAGUAUAGAUAUGUGCAAUGAUUUACAGGACUAACAACAUUCCCAAAAAGUGAAAAUUGACCCACAUGGAAUAACUGAGCUGUGACUUACAGGCUCACAUUGCGGGAAGCAUAUUCAGGCAUGAAAGGCCUGCGUGUCAGUAGGAACGCGCAUCACAUAUCCACCUUGCUCGUUGCCGGCCUCACGUGGUCGUCUCACAUCCCAGAAUCGUAAGUCAAGUAGUAACGGCACAUUAAACAACGGAUUUAGGAACACAUGUAAGGUAAACCGGCAUGUUACUGCUUAUGAGGCCAAAAUACACAAUAAAUGCCAGGUGGCUGAACUGCAUUUCAAAAGUAGUCACAUUAAAAGCAUCUGGCCGAAUAUUUAUUUGUUAUUCGGUUUAAUCAUAAGGACUAGGAUUACUUAUAGGGCUGGAGUUUGGACGUAGGCCCUGAUAUUUAUCGCCGGACUGCCCGCCAUGCGGGAAAGAGCACAUAUUCUCGUGCCUAAUGUGGCGCUUUAUGCACUUCAGCCUUUAAAUCAUUGGAUAAAAGUGAUGAAUCUGUAAGAUUUACCCUUUAAAAUCAUCUUAUUUCUUGCACUGCAGAAAUCCAUUUGUAAGAACCACUUUUCUCAGAAAAUCUCUCUGAAAGAUCCGCAUCGUGUAAAAAGUCGCAUGCAUCCAAUUUGGUGUACACGUUCAUGGGAAAAUGCUGUAGAGAGCAUUAUGUUCCAUGACGUCCUACGGUCCAUUCAUCGCGUACACAUAGGAUAAUUCACGGCCGACUGGGUAAAUUCAUGUUUUAAUUAAAGUCCUUUCUGGCAGAGACGGGCUACAUUUAGAUCAUCAUUUCCACAGAUCUGCUUUUUCUUUCUCAUUUCAAUCAUCGUUUGGAUACAAAUGAGUUAAAUUUAGUACUGGGUCCUUGCUUGACUGUAGUAUGCUGUUGCUAAGUGUUUUAACGAUAUAGCAUAAUCUGAUGAGCAACCUUUUGAUUUUUGUCACUUAUGGGGCAUAACCGUCGCCAAAACCCCUUCUACUUCACGUAAAUAUGUAACAAAGAAAAUAGGUUAGCUAGAUUCACGAGUGUCAUGUUUGACAUAGGUAAUCAACAUCAGGAUUAAAUACUCACAGCCAAAUAAGGUAUUUGGGCUGUGAUUUGCAGGUCUAUAUUAUAAAAAACAAAUGUAAACAGGAAUUAUCAUUGGGUCAGCGGGAGAGCGAAUUACACAUUCCCUUGUUUUGGCACACCAUACAAAUCUCUCACUUCAUGCUCCGCAAUCUUGGGUCUAAACCAACGACAACGACAGCAUAGGACCCAACAGUUACAAAUAAUGGUCGCUGGUAAGUUCAGUGCCGACUGUUUUACGGCUAGACAUCGCAUAUUACCAAUCGUAAGGGACUGCCGCUGGAUCUCAGCUGAAAGUGCGGUUGGUUCAGACACGGAUGGCCUGGACACACUGGAAACGAGUUCGAAUCUCCCGUGUUCCAGCGUCUAGGGCUCUUGAAUGCGUUUUGUUUUCAUUCUACUAACCCAAAUCUCAUUUAUAUCAAUUAAACUCCGCCUCUUUUUUCGCUUUCAUGAUCGUUGGGGCCAUGCAAUCAGAUGUCAGACGGCGUGAGGGUUUUCAAGAAGCCAAUCUUGCAUUGACUGCUUGGGGAGGAACAUCUUCACUGUGUAUUUGGCUGGCAAUCCUUCAGUUGCUGGGACGUUUUCUGCAUUGA
This is a messenger RNA of Spirometra erinaceieuropaei, 2710 nucleotides long. Lineage: Eukaryota; Metazoa; Platyhelminthes; Cestoda; Diphyllobothriidea; Diphyllobothriidae. The record is from the annotation of a GenBank genome assembly.